AUGUUAUUCUUAAAAGAUAUAACGACGCCUAGAGACACAGAAGGAAAUGUUUCCGAAGAAGACCAGUCAGAAGUCGAAGAAAAUAAUGAACAUAUGCAAAGUCCCACAAGUCCUUCUUUUGUAGCUGACACCGAAACAGAUGAUGCCAGUGUUCCAAGUGUUUUGUCAGUAUUGGCUUCUAAUAUUUCAAAUGAAUCAGAUGUCUUAGCUUCAGCUACACAAGAAGUUUCUUCAAAAAAAAGGAGGAAAAAGCAGGAGAACAUAAGUUUUGAAAAUUAA
Messenger RNA from Macrosiphum euphorbiae (potato aphid), 279 nucleotides. The record is from the annotation of a GenBank genome assembly. NCBI's taxonomy places the organism in Eukaryota, Metazoa, Arthropoda, Insecta, Hemiptera, Aphididae.